AUGUCUACUACCGAUCAAGAGCAGCAACCUGUUGCCAACGACGGUCCUGUCAUUGUCGCUGAUGAUUUUAGCGUCGCAUCUUCAAGCACUAGCUUGGCAAGCUCGAUCCUCAACCACCGUAUCGAGAACGGCAGAACCUACCACCGAUACAAAGACGGCCAAUACAGCUACCCUAACGAUGAGAAGGAGGCCGAUAGGCUAGAUCUGCAGCACAACGUCUUCCUCCUGACCCUCGACUAUAGGCUCGGUCUCGCGCCCAUCGCCCAGCCUGAGGCUAAGGUAGGCCGCGUGCUCGACGUGGGUACCGGCACUGGACUCUGGUGCGUUGAAUUCGGCGAUGAACAUCCCGACGCCGAGGCGGUGGUCGGUCGUACUAAUGUUCUCUUGUCUAGCGUACCGCCCAACGUCAAAUUCGAGGUUGACGACCUCGAAGAGCCUUGGACAUACCACACCAAGUUUGACUACAUCCACACCCGCGCAAUGACCUCAAGCAUCUCCGACUGGAAGAGAUUCUUCAAACAAUCAUACGACUUCCUCGAACCAGGCGGCUUCCUCGAGCUUCAAGAAGGCCAUAUGCGCCCCGAAUGCGACGACGGCACCCUCAAGCCCGACAGCCCCCUAAUCGAAUGGGUCGACCGCCUCGAAGAGGCCUGCAACAUCUUUGGCCGUCCCUUUGUCGACUGCCCCGGUCUCAAGCCCCUCCUUGAAGAAGUCGGCUUCGAGGACGUCGUCGUCACAAAGUACAAGUGGCCGCUCAACGCGUGGCCCAAGGACCCGCACUAUCGCGAGCUCGGUAUCUGGACGCUCGAGAAUAUGCUCGAGGGGCUCGAGGCGUGGAGCAUGGCGCCGUUCACGCGGGCGCUCGAAUGGACAAUGGAGGAGGUGAAUGUGUUUCUGAUUGGGGUGAGGAACGAGUUGAAGAAUAAGAAUAUGCAUGGGUAUAUACCUGUGUACAUCAUUCACGCGAGAAAGCCGCUCAAAGAGACUGAGGAAAAUGAAGAAGCAUCUUGA
Molecule: messenger RNA, 1011 nt
Organism: Colletotrichum fioriniae
Lineage: Eukaryota; Fungi; Ascomycota; Sordariomycetes; Glomerellales; Glomerellaceae
Source: RefSeq, a predicted model, not a curated record